CAAAGCCCUAAUUUAUCAGACAGCUGCUUAGAUUUUGUUUUCUUCAUUGUCGUCGUCGGAGUGAAUUAGGGAUUCGAGAAUGACGAUGAACUCGCUUCCGAGGAGAUUUGGGAAGAAUCAUGGCUAUUUGGAUCGAGAUUAUCGAAACGGAAGACGAUCUGGUUCAGAUUCCGAUGAAGAAUUGAAGGGAUUGAGUCACGAAGAGUAUAGGAGGCAGAAACGGCUUAAGAUGAGGAAAUCAGCCAAGUUCUGCUUUUGGGAGAACACACCGAGUCCACCUAGAGAUCAGAACGAGGAUUCCGAUGAGAACGCCGACGAGAUUCAGGACAAGAACGGCGGCGAAAGAGAUGAUAAUUCGAAAGGGAAAGAAAGGAAAGGUAAAUCUGACUCGGAAUCUGAAUCUGAUGGUUUGAGAUCUAGGAAGAGGAAGAGUAAGAGCUCGAGGUCUAAGCGCAGGAGAAAGAGAUCUUAUGACAGCGAUAGUGAAUCCGAAGGGAGUGAGAGUGAUUCGGAAGAGGAAGAUAGGAGACGAAGGAGGAAGAGUUCUUCUAAGAGGAAGAAGAGUAGAAGCAGCCGUAGUUUUAGGAAAAAGCGAAGUCAUAGGAGAAAGACGAAAUACAGUGACUCUGAUGAGAGCAGCGAUGAAGAUAGUAAAGCUGAGAUUAGUGCUUCUUCGUCUGGGGAGGAAGAAGAUACCAAGUCAAAGAGCAAGAGGCGGAAGAAAUCUUCGGAUUCUAGUUCAAAACGAAGCAAGGGAGAGAAGACGAAGUCAGGGAGUGACAGCGAUGGUACUGAGGAAGAUUCGAAGAUGCAAGUAGACGAAACGGUGAAGAACACUGAGCUAGAACUUGAUGAAGAAGAGUUGAAGAAGUUCAAAGAGAUGAUUGAAUUAAAGAAGAAAUCUUCAGCUGUUGAUGAAGAGGAAGAAGAAGGUGAUGUUGGUCCAAUGCCAUUACCUAAAGCUGAAGGUCACAUCAGUUAUGGUGGUGCUUUAAGACCCGGUGAAGGAGACGCCAUUGCACAGUAUGUUCAGCAAGGUAAACGUAUCCCACGUAGAGGAGAAGUGGGUCUUAACGCUGAAGAGAUUCAGAAGUUUGAGGAUCUUGGUUAUGUGAUGAGUGGAAGUAGGCAUCAAAGGAUGAAUGCUAUUCGUAUUAGAAAAGAAAACCAGGUUUACAGUGCUGAAGACAAACGGGCAUUGGCCAUGUUUAACUACGAGGAGAAGGCGAAGCGCGAGGCUAAGGUUAUGUCUGAUCUGCAGCGGCUUGUGCAGCGCCAUAUGGGAGAAGAGGUGGGGCCAAAUCAUGACCCUUUCGGUGCUGGAAAGACUGAAGAAGAUGAUGAUUGAUUUUGCUUGGCUUCCUGCUUCUGUUAUGUGGGUACUCAUCUUAUGCUUUAUCUUGUUGAAUGUUCCUUAUUUGCAUCAUAGAUACUGCUGUUUGCUACUUGCCCGUUAAUGAGCUUCGUAGUUUAUGCUUUAAUCUGCUAUGUAUCCGUUAAUGAGCUUCAUAGUUUAUGCGUUAAUCUGCUAUGUAUCACAUGAUUGUGUUUGUGUGUCAAAGAUAAUAGAUUCUGACACUGAGGAUCUGCAACCGUUCUUGUGCAUUUACCUUAGGUCAUGUUCGAUGAUUGAAUUUUGCAGGGCAUUCACUUAGUUCUGAGAUUGUAGAACAAUCAAUUAUUUAGGAUAUCCGCUUUGAGCCCACCACUGUAUUUUCGAAUAAUGUCCUUUAAUGAGCUUCACAGAUUAUGCAUUCCUCCCUCUGUAUUCAUAUCAUUGCGUUUGUCUGUUAAGAAUCCAGUC
Messenger RNA from Arabidopsis thaliana (thale cress), 1804 nucleotides. RefSeq names its product Ras-induced vulval development antagonist protein. The record is from RefSeq and is marked reviewed. Gene Ontology annotation, molecular function: chromatin binding. The transcript has a single exon. NCBI's taxonomy places the organism in Eukaryota, Viridiplantae, Streptophyta, Magnoliopsida, Brassicales, Brassicaceae. The coding region runs from base 80 to 1348 and encodes 422 amino acids.